GUCCCGCGCUGCCAACUGGCUGAUCAGCAAGCGACGGCGGUGGGUCUUUCCAAGUCAAAUUGUUCAAAAUAAACGACGGAAGAUGUUGGGAGAGGUCGAGGAGUUGAAGCAUGAUACGUCUGGGCUUUUCCGCUGGAAGCGGUUCACCAAGCACCAAAAUGGAUCAAAGCAAAACAUGAAUCAUGAUGAUAUUCAAGACUGGAUUAAAAGAGUUGAACAGGCAUCUGAAUGUGCUGUAGCAGAAGUAUUUCCUUCAAAAAAGAUGCAAACUCCAAAGGUCGGUGGCUACGUUAUGACAAUGGAGACAGUUGAUCAGCUCCGUGACCAUGAUAAUGCCUAUGCUGAAGCUCAGGAGUUACUACAGGAGUGGAUGAAUUCCAAGCUAAGAUUGGAGUUAGAAUAUGAAGAAGCUGGAGAACUACAAGAUGAUAUGAACAAUUCAGAGACAUUUGUAUGUUCAUCCGAGACGAUUUCCAAAAUGCCUGAAUAUGAAAAAUUUGAUGAUUUGUACAAUUACUUGGAAGAGGAGGAAGGGGAGAAAGAGAUUGCUGCAACACAGGCUUUCUUACAGCAGCUGCUUGAAAAGAAAUUGGAGGAGUAUGGUAUCCUUGAUAAUCUUGGGAUAGAAGAGGAAAAUCAACAGAAAACGCAAAAAGACCCACGUUUAAGCAUGGAGGCAAGACACCGACAAGUGAAAGAAAAUCGUCUUAAAAGGCAGACUCAGUUGGAGCAACAGAAGCAGGAGAAAGCCAUAAAGAAAUUUGCUCAUGCUAAAGCUCAUGAACUGCUUAAGGAGGAAAACAGAAAAAAAGCUUUACAGGCUAAGAAAGAGGAAGAGCACAUUAAAAAAGAGAUGGUGAAGUUACGGAAAGAAAUGACGGAAAAAAGAUACAUUAUGGAAGAAGCAAAGUGGCUUGAACGAGAGCAUCAAAAGAAAGAGAAAAGGCAGAAAGCCCUGCUUCAGGAGAAAGCCAAGCAGGCAUUGAUGGAAUUACAAGUGCAGAAGAGUCGCGAACGUUCUGAGAUUGAGAAUCUUCGGAAAAUGCAGGAGGUUGAUGCCAGGAUUAAAUCUUGCCAGUUACGGUGUUUGCAGAAACAUUUUUCAGCCUGGUAUAAACUGGUUCUGGAAUGCAGGAUCAAAGUGGGUAAAGCAAAAGCUUUGUUUGAUUGGAAAAGCCAGCUUCGAAUGUUCCAGGCCUGGAGAACAUAUACAUGGGGAAAAAAGUUGGAGCAAGAAGUACAACGCACCGAGAUGGAACUGCGGGAGGAAAAAAGGAAGAAACAACUGGCAACAGAAUGUAAUCGGAAAUACAGGCUCAGGUACUGCUUCACUUGUUGGCUAUUAUGGUGCAAAGCAGAAAAAGAAAAAAGAGAAUUGGAGGCACGAAAAGAGGAGACCAAGCAAAAAAUGGCAGCACUAUUGGAUUCAGCCUCUUCUGGGAAAUUGUCAGCAGUUUCCAGAGCAUCAAGAAUUGAAUGUGAGUUGCAGCAAGUUGUUCCAGCUCAGUAUGUGAAAUCUCAGGUGAUGAUGAAGAAACAAGAUACUUCUCCAGUGACAGAUGACAGCAAAGUUCAUCAACUUACAGCUGCAGGACCAAAAUUUGCUUGGCAGGUUACCCACCAGCAUGCAGCACUAAACUCAGAGGAUGUAACACGUCUGCAAAAUAGGAGUAAAAUCUCAGGUGCAGAUCUUGAACAUCAUAAGCCCAAUUUUGGCAGUACUGGGAAGGUAACUCAGGACAACUUUAAACAUCGCCAUGCAUUCCAACAGCAAGUCAUUGAGGAUCAAAAAAAGCUACUUCAGGAAAAACAGAAAAUCAUUGAAGAACUGCAGGAGAAGCAACAGUUAACAAUCCUACAGCAAGAGGCAAAAUUAGCUUCGGCCAUCACCACUGCAGUUGUUAAUGCAACACAAAAGAUGCACGUUGAGCCACAUACUCAUGCUAGAAGACCUGCUGGAAAUGUGCAACUUGAAACGACAGACGCUACUGAGCAUAAAUUCAAAUCAAAUUGUCCUUCAUUAGCUGAGGAAUCCAAUUGUUCCACAAGCAGUACCAAUUGUAGCAAAACCAAUCAUAACUUGAUUUCACCUCAUCCGAUCGUCAAAGCAAUGGAGGAGCGAGCAAGGCAGCGCAUGGCAAAAAGAAAAGAAUUGGAAGAGAUCAAAAGAAAAAAGGAAGAAGACAAACUUGCACAGUUGAGAGCUGAAGAGGAAGAACGACGAAUGCAGCAGGAAGCUGAGAAACGGGCAUUGUUAGAAAAGAAGCGUGAGGAGAAAAGAUUACAGAGACAGAAAGAAAUUGAGAAGCAGGCGUGGUUGGAAAAACAAAGGCAAAUCCAGUCUGCUGCAGAAAAGCAUUAUCAGGAUUUUCUUUUGAAUAAACGAGGCCUUGAGCCUUGGCGAAAGCUUCUUGAAAUCUCCAAGCAAAACAUGAAGCUUGCAGAAGAUCACCACGCCUCUUCACUCCUAAGGUGGUGCCUAUGUACCUGGCGACAGAAUGUAACAGAGUCACUAUCUGAAAAGAAAUCCAAAGCUGAAAAAGUUUACAAUGAGAUUCUUCUUAAAAGGUGUUUGAACAAUUGGCUAAAGUAUAAUGAAUAUACCAACAUUAUGGAAGUGAGAGCAAAUCAACACUAUCUGACAGUUCUAAGAAGAUCCACAUUUCUUGCCUGGUGUGACUAUGUAAUGAUAGAAAGGACUGCAUCAUGGGAAAAGGAAAGAAUUGGAACAGAAUAUAAUCAGAGGAGGAUAGCCAAGUCAGCUUUCAUGGCUUGGAAGACCUUGCCAAUGGUCAUCAGGGAGGAGAAGAAAAAGGAACAACGUAUUAAUGAGCUCAGGAAGAAAGUUGCUGAAAUACUUCCUGAUUUCCUGACAUAAAAUAUUAAACAGUGACUAUCUUAAAACUCUACAAGGGAAAAAAACCUCCUGAUCCACCCUCAGUGGACACAAUAAUGUUGAAUUGGUGUCUAAAAGAUCCUCUAUUCUGCAAGGAAAGGACAGCAUGUCAUGACCUCUGCAUUUUGUAAAUAAAUUCUAAUUUAAUUAGCAAAGUACAAUUUUAAACAGUCUCUUUAUUGGAUAUUUUUUUUAAAAACGUUAGCAUCAGGACAUUAAAUUUUUGAGAAGCAAGUUUUGCACGUUGAUCUUUGGCUAUAUGAAAUUGAAGACGCACCCACGAACUAAACUAGAAUCAUACAACUUGUCUAUACUGUUAUUUCUGAAUAUAUUCAUUAUUAUAUCAAAGAUAUCAUUACUUCAACAGCAGUUCUAUGUCAAAGAUAAUAUUCCCCUCUCCACUAAACACAAUUUCACAACACUAUAUAUGUAAAAGAGUAAUAUGGAAUUGGUAUUUAAAGAUAAUUUGCUUACUUUCAAAAUUUUGAAUACCAACCAUACACAAAGAACUCAAACACUGUUUACCUAUUCUUAUUGAAAAUGAAUUCACAGUCUAAUUAUAACUACCUAAUUUUUAAAAAAUACUAUCAGCCAACUACUUUGUGGUAAAGAACUUCAAAAACUUAUUAUACAUUUGUAAUCAAAACUUUCGCAAAUCCAUUUUGCCUUUUCUAUUAAAAAAGUUUAAAGUUGUAGUCAAAAUGCUCAUAACAUUGCUUCUGUACUGCUGUUUAUACAAACUUAAUAACUUUUCCUCUUAGUUAUUGAAUAAUGGAAUGGGAAAUAAAGUCAAGCCUCCUAUAAAAGCAGGAAAUCUUGAACAUACUGUAGCUUCAAAGAUGGUAAAAUUCAUCUUGACUAGUGAUAAACUCAUGAUCUACUCUUAGAGGACACAUUAAAAUUGAAUUCAUGUCCAAAGAAUUUCCAUUCUGCAAGGAGGCCAGCCAGUCAAGCCCUCCUUAUGCACUUUGCAAAUAGAUUAAAAUUUUUCUUAACCAGUAAUAAACAAUACACAGAUAUAAUAAAUAACAUUAUCUGGUUGUCUCAGAGUAAAGUAAAUCCACUUCUGAGCCUUCAGUUUUAAGAAAUUAAUAAUCUCAGAUUACUGCUUCAAUGAAAUGUCAUUUGGAAAUACUAAUGAUGAAAAACAUGUUAAAUCUUAUAGAUUAGCAAGGAGGCAGGACUGGAGUGAAGUCAGUGAGAAGGCUGGUAUGGUCAGCGACCAGAUUGCAAGCCUAGAAAUCAGGAUCACCAUGUUACUGUAAAAGGGAAGAUAGGCUUAAAUUGCUUCUAUUUCAAUGCACAUAGCCUGGCAGGUAAAGCAGACAAACUGAAGGCAUGGAUUGCUUCUCGGGACUGGGACACUGAGGCCAUAACGGAAAUAUGGCUGAGGGAAGGGCAAGACUGGCAGCUCAGUGUCCAGGAUACUGAUAUUUAGAUGUGACAGAGGGAUGACACAGCAACAGUGCAGAGAGGAUAUUCUCAAGGGAUCAUCUGACAAGGCCAUUUGGGUAGUACUAAGGAAGAGGUCACCUUGAUAGGGCUAUAUAGAAUAAACAGCAGGAACUUGAGGAGCAGAUGUGUUGAGAGUACUGCACAUAGUUCAGAGAAUAGUAGGGUAGUACUAGUGAAAGAUUUUAAAUUUCCUGGUAUUGAUUAGGCCAGGAUAGGGCAGACCACUGGUGCAUCCAAAAGUUUCCUCAUGCAAUAUAUAUUUAAAAAAAUGACUCAGGCAGGAGCAAUACUGGAUCUCCUCUUGGGGAGCAAAGCAGGCAGUUGGGGAAUACUUGGGUCCAGUGAGCUCAAUUAGUUUUAAAAUAGUUAUGGAAAAUUAUAGAACUGGUCCACAGGUUAGGGUCCUGAUUUGAAGUGGAAGCAACAUUGAGGGCAUUAGGUAUGAUUGUCUAGUGAGAUCAACAAGGUACCUUUAUUUAAAGGGAAAAGAACAAUUGGCAAGUGGAAGGCUUUUAUAAGAGUUAUAUCAGGAGUCUGGGGGAGUAGACAUACCAAGUUCAGGGAACCAUGACUGACAAAAGAAAUUGAGGCACUGGUAAGGAAAAAGAAGUAUACAUCGUAUUUCAGCAGCUGGGUACAAAUUAAUCCUUCAACAAAUAUAAAAAGUUUAAGAGCAGGUGUAAGAGGGGUAAUCAGAAGGGCAAAGUUAGGUAUGAGAUGGAUUUUGUAGGCAGAGUUUAAAAUAAUCCUAAGAGGUUCUUCAGUUAUAUUAACAGUAAAAAAGUGACUAGGACUGUGUUCUCUUAGAGACUAGAGACUAUAGGAAAUGGUUGAGAUUAUUAAUGUCUCUUUCUCCUUGGUGUUACUAAAGUGAAUAUCACGGAUGCAUGUGAUAAAUAAAUGCAUCUCAGCAGGUGCACAAGAAAGAUGCUGCCUGGACCAGAGAGACCAAGUUAAAGGGCAGAAUUGGCCACACUGGAUCUUUUAUUCUCUGGAGCACAGGAGAAUGAGGGGUGACCUCAGUCCAUAAAAUCAUGAGUAUGAAUAAGGUCGACAGUCAUUGUCUUUUCUAAAGAUAUUAGGGAUCUGACACGGUUCUUUAUAACAGAAUAAUGAGCAUCUGGAAUGAGCUACCAGAGGACAUGGUUGAGGCAGGUACAACUGCAAUAUUUCACAAGCAGUAGAAUAAGUACACGGAGGGGUGGGGCUUGGAGGGUCAUGUGCCAUAUGUAGGCAUCUGCGACUAGUAGGAAGGAUGCAGUGGUUGGCACAGUCCAGUUGGGCUGAAUGGGCCUGUUUCUGUGCCAUAUUAGUCUAUGGCUCUAAAAGAAAAUCACAACCACUUACGCGAAGAUGGUAGUUGCACAGUCCUGCUUCGGCCCUGCAAUGGUUAGCACAAAUUUGCAACUCGUCAUUUUCAUAUACUAAUUAAAAAUGCACCAAGAUGAUAAAAAAUUUUAUUUUUAAACUUUUUUUUUAAAUUCAGGACCAUUUUUAGUUCUUUGAAUGGAGUUUAUGAACUGGUAUUUAAUAGUUCUUUUGAGAGUCAAACCUCCUUGAUUUUUGGUGACCAAUUACUUCAAAUAGUGGUAGGUAUGGGCGGAGCAGGAAAAUUCAUUUUUUUGGAAUACAGUUUUGAUACAUGAACAUAGUUGAUGUUUCCAAGAUGGUUCAAACUGCAUUCAAAUACAAAAAAAGCACAACAAAUUUUCAAGGAUCUCAAAGCAAUUACUUAUACAAUGAUAAAUUUAUCAAUAAAUACCAAGUCCGCUGCCCAUUUUUAAUAUACAGAAUUUUCUAAUACAGUACUAGAAUACUUCAUCUAACAUAGUUAACAUCUUAAGUUAAAAUAUUCUCUUUGCCAUGAAUAUGCAUCUUCAAACUUUCCUUUGUUGAGCAGAUACUCAGUUACCUUCAAUAUUUGUUCUUUCUCUUCCAAGCCACUAGGGUUUCUCACUUCCAGAGACCACAGUUGAACCUCUGUGACCUCACACAAAUGGUCAUUCAUCAUGAACCCAGUCACCUGCAGAUUUUGAUAUGCACAGUUCUUCCAAAGGGCUGAUUUAUCCUUCUUGAUCACAGAUGCAAUCUGAACUCAAAUUUACAACAGGCCAACGAUUUGACCUACUUACUCACUCCAUCUUUGCUAGAUGAGCCACAGUGAAAAAAUAUUUUCAACCAAAUUAAAUAAAGUUUAACAAACGUUAAUGCACAAAAUAUUUCUUCUGAAAUAAGUUCCAAGGACUCUAUGUAUUAUAAAUGUGGAGUGUUGUAUUAGAGAUCUCCAAUUACAAUGAGAAACUGAACACAAGAUAGAUGACACACUUUUUCCUAACAUAGUUUAGUCAUAUAUUUGGAAAUGUCUACCUUUACCAAAAAAAAAGUUUAAAAACCACGUGGCAUCCUUAAAACUAAUUAAGUAAUUAACUUUAUGCAGUUAAACUAAACUAUAAAGGCUAGUUAUCACAUUUGAGGUGAAGCACCCUCAAAAUAAAAUAGAAAAGGGUAUAAGUGCACCAAAAGCUUUAUCACCUUUUUGGAGAAGUCAGUACUAGACAUUUAAAAUAUUCUAAUUAAUGUCAAGUAUUUCUACUUGAGAGAUGACCAUUGCUCGCAAAUAAUUGUCAGUGUCUACAAUAUUCUCCUGUCACUUGCACUAAUUCUUAUUUGAGGGAUAUUUACAUCACAUUUGAAAGUAAUGCAAACAUUAGUAGGGAAACUAUAGAAAUUGCAUUGAUUUUAGCACAUGAGUGGUUUCUGUUUUGGCAUGGUUUUUCUGGCUUUAGUCCUGUGACUUAACAUCAGAGUAAUUUGUUUCACAGGUAUCACCACAACGUACAUAAUGAAGGAGAACAAAGCACAAGAUAAAUGGUAAUUAACACUUAGAACACAAAAAAAAAUCAGAAAAACUUGGAAUAACAAUUGCCUAUUCACAAUUUAAAUCAUCAACCUGAUCUUUGAGAUUGAAAGUAUUAAAGGUCCAUAUUAAUGGAAUUUUAAUCAACAUCUGAUCAGAUCAGCGACUACAACUGGAUUACAUCCACAUACAUAGAGUUGCAUUGGGAAUAUCAAACUAUUUAUAUAACAUAACUGCAGAACAAACUCAUUGUGCUAUCCCUUUUCAAAGUGGUUCUUCAGCUAUUUAUAAUUAUUUUUGAAAGUUAUAAUUUUUUUUCCAGAGCCAAAAUGUAACUAGUGUAACUGAAAUGUAAUAGUGUUAACUGUAUGCCUCAGUAUUAAGCCUCAAACUUUUUUUAAACAUGUUUUGUGAAAAUAACUGAUUUAAAAUAUGUACACAAACACCCAUGAUAAAAAUGCUAUAAAAUACUUAACAUCAAACAAUGGCUAUUCUUUCCUUUGACUUUAAAAAUUAAUAAAUUUUCCCAUGCGCUUAUGAAAAUAUUGAUAUAAAUUCAGUAUUGAUGGUAUUAUACCCAAAAGAAAAUGCUGGAAACAUUUAGCUGGUCAGGGAGCAUCAAGAGACGCACAGCUAAUAUUUCAGAUUGAUGGCCUUUCAUCAAACUCUCAAUGACCUCAAUGUUACCUUAACUUUGCCCACCACAUCCAAUGUUCCAUUUCUAUUUCAAGUUUUUAGUACAUAGUGUUCCAGUCAUUUGACUAAUUCCACAAAAUGAAAUCAUAGAACACAGAUUCUAAAUACAAAUCAUACAUAAUUUCAAAAGUAACAUCAUGUGAACAACCUUCAAUUAACAGGUAUUGUACAGCUUCU
This is a messenger RNA of Mobula hypostoma (lesser devil ray), 8081 nucleotides long. RefSeq names its product coiled-coil domain containing 191 (gene ccdc191). The transcript is spliced from 17 exons. The record is from RefSeq and is a predicted model, not a curated record. The coding region runs from base 83 to 2878 and encodes 931 amino acids. Lineage: Eukaryota; Metazoa; Chordata; Chondrichthyes; Myliobatiformes; Myliobatidae.